UUACACAGACAUAAUUGUACUAAGUGUAAAAAAAUGUAUAAACAAUGGCUAUCAUCAAAAUAUAACUAAAAAUAUAUUUAUUCUUUAUUUAGGAAUUUAAGUUGUAUGUAAUAACUCUAUUCAGCCAUUUUGGCCUUAGCCGGGUUUAACGAUUAUAUCAGUGGGUUCUGUGCAAAGCGGUGAUUAUCAAUCAGAUGUCUGCUUAUUUUUUUAUUAGCAAAUGUUUGAUGAGGUAUAGAUGCCAAGAAAAAGGAAGCCUUCAAUAAAUUUAUCAAAGAAUAAUGGGCAGAGAGACUCAGAUUGGACUAUUUACGACUGGAGCGAACGGGAUGAACUUUUUUGUGAAAUCAAAACCAAAGGUAGUUAGGCGUUGGAGAGAGGAAACGCUUAAGCAAUUUGUAUACGGUAACCAUGGUAGAAAUUGCUAUAUUAUCCGCAUGAACUUCGAUGGGAGAUAUGGCCGGAUGGUGAUGAUACAGAUGACCGAAGAUAAUACAGAUGAGAUAGAAAAAUUCCGAUGUGGGUUGUUGCUUCAAGGCGAAGACUCAAUAACAGAAUAUUAUUCAGAGGUGAAGAGAUGUAACGAUGUUGUCAAGCUCUGUAAAGAUCACCUUAAAAAUGUGUUCAUUAACGAAUUAGAAAAUAAGAAUUCUGUUUUAAUAAAAUUUGGAUAUAAUCAUCCUCUUGAUAUAACGAUCCAUGCCAAUCCAGAGAGGAGAUCAACAGCUCAAAAGAAUUUUGCAGAGGUCAAAGGGUUGGAAGCCACUUUUGGCAUCGAGGUGGAUCAAUCGGCAAGCGAUGGUGUAGAAGCUAAAGUUGCAGGUUUAAGUAACAGCAUUUUGAGGAAAAUGGUAAUAAAAAUGACAUCACUUGUAGUAAAUCACUCUCCAAACGAUGGUUCUAGUUUAUCAGAAUGGUUCUCCGAAACUUCUCCUAAAUUCGACCAACGCUACCAUAAAUUUGAGAAUUUAAAAAUGUUGUGUGAAUCACGAUUAAUUUCAUUUAUUUGUUUGUGAUAAAGAAAAUCAAAGCACAAUUCUGUGUGCAAGUAUAACAAACAUAUUUCGUCCAAUACUCCAAUAAGACGAAACCCUUUUUCUUCUAGGUUGAUCAUUCCGUUAUUGAUAUCGCAUUUACAAAAUAACGUUUUACAUUCUCGUGAGAAAUGAAUUCAUGAUGGACACAAAAUCUAAUUAU
Messenger RNA from Rhizophagus irregularis DAOM 181602=DAOM 197198, 1197 nucleotides. NCBI's taxonomy places the organism in Eukaryota, Fungi, Glomeromycota, Glomeromycetes, Glomerales, Glomeraceae. The record is from RefSeq and is a predicted model, not a curated record.